Stegastes partitus (bicolor damselfish) is the source of this 2044-nucleotide messenger RNA. RefSeq names its product DnaJ (Hsp40) homolog, subfamily C, member 25 (gene dnajc25). Gene Ontology annotation, cellular component: endoplasmic reticulum membrane. Gene Ontology annotation, biological process: protein folding. The transcript has 5 exons. Bases 50 to 1156 code for a protein of 368 amino acids. The record is from RefSeq and is a predicted model, not a curated record. NCBI's taxonomy places the organism in Eukaryota, Metazoa, Chordata, Actinopteri, Pomacentridae.
CGGAGCUGGCAGCAGCAGCAGCAGCAUCAGCGGCAGCAGGCGGACAGAGAUGGCUGCGCCCACGGAGCGGAGCCGCGGCGGAGGCGGAGGAGGUGGCGGCGGGUUCGCUGGGUGCCUGCGGACGGGGAAGUGUUGGUGGCGGCUCUCGGUGCUCCUCUUGUCGCUGUCCUCGCUGCCGGCGGUGACGGCGCUGGUGGAGGGUCUGUACUGCGGCACGGAGGUGUGCUACGAUGUGCUCGGCGUCACCCGGGAGGCCACCAAAGCGGAGAUAGCCCGGGCUUACCGACAGCUGGCCCGCCGGUACCACCCGGAUCGGUUCCGGCCGGGAGAGCCCGGCUCGGAGGGAGAGACCCAGGAGACUGCACACAAGAAGUUCCUGCUCAUCGCGACCGCCUACGAGACGCUGAAGGAUGAGGACACGCGACGCGACUAUGACUACAUGCUGGACCAUCCUGAGGAGUACUACCAGCACUACUACGCCUACUACCGCCGACAGCUCACCCCCAAAGUGGAUGUCAGGGUUGUCAUCCUGGUCACGAUCUGUGCCAUCUCCAUCUUCCAGUAUUACAGCUGGCACAGCAGCUACAACGAGGCCAUCAACUACCUGGUGACCGUCCCCAAAUACCGAAUCCAGGCCACGGAGAUCGCCAAGCAGCAGGGCCUCCUCAACCGCACCAAGGAGAAGGGCAAGAACCGGCGGUCCAAAGAGGAGAUCCGCGAGCAGGAGGAGGAGGUGAUCCGAGACAUCAUCAAGAACAAGAUCGACAUCAAAGGCGGCUACCAGAAGCCCAACCUGUCGGACAUCCUGCUGUGUAAGAUCGUGCUCUUCCCUUAUUAUCUGACCAACUACGUGGCCUGGUACGUCUCCUGGAUUUACCGCUUCACCAUCUGCAGGGAGGAGUACGGAGACCAGGAGAAGCUCUACAUCAUCAGGAGGUACAUGAAGAUGUCUCAGUCUCAGUUUGACAGUCUGGAGGAAAACACCAGGAAGACCUUCCUGGAGAAACAGCUCUGGAUCAAAGAAAACUACGAGGUGUACAGAAAAGAGCAGGAGGAGGAGAUGAAGGUGAAGAUGGCGACCGACCCGAGGAUGAAGAGGUACCGGCGCUGGAUGAAGAACGAGGGACCGGGCCGGCUGACCUUCGUCGACGAGUGACGGCGGCGAGAUCCGUCCACAACGUUCAUACCUGCCUCAGUGCCAAGACACACGGACGGCGCUCGCCGCGCUGUGUGGAGAAAUACCUGUACAGAAAGAUUAACUAUGCCUGUUUAUAUAGUGAGAGAUAUUUUCAUAGCGACCAGGCCUCCGAGAGAAGCUGCCUGAGUGGAAUGAACUGCCAGCCAAGGCUUCAGGUUUUUCUGUCUUUUUUUUAAAACUUUAUGCCUUUUUUUUUUUUUCUCUCGAUCCAAGUCCAUAUCACUCUAAAUGAAGUUCAAUGGUGAUUCUGUCAUUCUUCUUCAGCUGGUUUUUUCUUUUGUUUUCCUGCAGAUUGAUCAGUAAAUUUGGUGCCUAAGUUCUUGUGAGAUGAUUUUCUGUUUGAGGAGCAACCAGAACGCUACCAGUUUGAUUUCUGCAACAGCCCAAAGUGUCCUUGGGUAAAGCAGCGGCCAACCACGUGUCCUGUUGCUGACGAGAAGCAGCAAACUGAGGCUGCCGAGAAGCUGGUUAGCGUAGGAUAGACGGUGUAAACAGGUUCUUUCCUCCGGGACUUCCUUCUGAUCUGCGUUGUUGAAGUUUUUCUAUCAGAUGAAAAAAAAGAGAGACAAACGCAUUUCUGAUGUUUGCAUCAAUCCAGCAGUGUUACCGUGUGAAUGGAAGCCAAAGUUUCAGCUGCAAGUUUUCUGUAAAUUGCACAACAGCAGAUGCUUAUCGCCCUGGGACGCUGUCACCGUGGUUUCCGCUGCGUCUCUUCAAACGUUCAGGAGGCUGCUUACUGUUUACGGCUUUUUAAAACAACUCGGUUAAUGUUAUUUAUUGUUUCACAUUUCAUUUGUCUUUUUGGCGUUGAGGCGGCAUUAAAGUCAUACUGUAAUAAAACAGUCA